Hylaeus volcanicus is the source of this 7640-nucleotide messenger RNA. RefSeq names its product neogenin (gene fra). Gene Ontology annotation, molecular function: protein binding. NCBI's taxonomy places the organism in Eukaryota, Metazoa, Arthropoda, Insecta, Hymenoptera, Colletidae. Gene Ontology annotation, cellular component: membrane. The record is from RefSeq and is a predicted model, not a curated record. The coding region runs from base 504 to 4940 and encodes 1478 amino acids. The transcript has 27 exons. Gene Ontology annotation, biological process: cell-cell adhesion.
GAAUUUUGAACUUAGUAAAACAACUGCAAAUUUUUUGCGGGAUUUUGGGAAACUUGUUAAAAUAAACUAGAAUUUUUUUAAUAAAUACUAUUUUAAUAUAUCUCCGAAACAUCUUUGAACAAAUGCUAUUACGAAAUGGCUUUUUCGUUGGCUACGGUAAGAAACAUUUAAACCACCUGUUAAUUCGGUGAGUUCUCGCUGAUAGCGUUGCGAUCGCGAGAUCGUACAAAAUGGCGGUGGAAGUCAGAUCGUUGAACGACUCGAGACAAUGCGGAGGUGUAUAGCCGUCCUUUAGCCAUGUUCUAUCGUCGCGUUCGCGGCAGUGUUGUGCGAUAAUGAGGUUCGCGAAUGCAAGACUCGAUUCGUCGUUUGACAGGAGACGGUGAGGCAAAGGAAUUGGCAUGUGUUCUCUCGCUAGAACAUUGUAUGCUCGUGCAGCGAUCGCGUGAAGAAAUUACAGUGGGUUUUCGUACGCGUCGGAGUCUGUGACACCCGCUGGCCCAAUGGAGCCGCGUAUUCUCGCUGUCCUGUUGGCUUUGUUGACAUUCGUCGUACUGGCUAGUGCAGGUGGUUUGUUCUUCACUAUCGAGCCGCGCGAUGUAGUCGUCGAGCAAGGAGGUCCAGCGAGAUUGGAUUGCGAAGCAAAAAGUAGUUUUGGGGAACCAAUUAUACAGUGGCGAACCGACGAUGGUCAACCAAUUAAUUUUAUUGGGGACAGUUAUCGAUCUCAGCUAGCAAAUGGAACCUUAUAUAUUAAUAGUGUUUACAGUAGUAGUCCAGAAUUGACUGGAAGCUAUCAGUGUUUAGCUUCCAUAGAUAAAGUUGGGGCAAUUGUUUCUCGACCAGCUACAAUUAAACUUGCAAGUUUACCAGGAUUCGAAAAGGAACCUCAAGACACAAUGGUUUAUCCAGGGCAAAUUGCAUAUUUAAGUUGCAUGCUCCCUUCAUCCUCUAGCUCGUUAAGUAUACAGUGGUUAAAAGACGAACAUCCACUAGUGCUCGAUGGUAGCCGAAUGACAGUUUUACCAUCAGGUGCAUUGGAGAUUGAUGACGUUAACAUACAAGAUAUUGGAUCGUACAGAUGUAACGCUAGUAGUUAUGGACAAUAUAGACUCAGUAAUAAAGCACAAUUAGGAUUAUUGACAAGCGAUAUUGAUCAAGAAAGCACACCACCAGUCUUCAUUGCUAAACCGUUGCAACAAGAAGUUAUCGAAGGAUCCACGGUAACCCUCGAGUGUGCUGCUAAUGGUUAUCCAAAGCCAAGUAUACUUUGGUUGAAAGAUGGUGUUGCGAUUGAUUUUGCAUCUCUCGAUUCUAGGUACCGUCAAGUUGCUGCAUCCAGUCUUGUAAUUAGUAAUGUACGAGAAAUAGAUGACGGUUCAUAUCAAUGUCGUGCGGAAAACGAAGUCGAAACAUUGGAUGCAGCCGCUGAUUUAAUUGUACAAGUCCCACCAAGAUUUAUAAAAAUGCCAGAAGAUAAGGUAGCUAGCGAGCAUCAAGAUUUAGAAUUUGAAUGCGAAAUCUAUGGGAAGCCAGAGCCAAAAAUUACCUGGCUCAAAAAUGGAGAGCGAAUCACUUUCAGUGAAUACUGGCAAAUCAUAAAUGGUAGUUACCUUAGAAUUAACGGCCUACUAGCUAUAGAUGCUGGAAUUUUUCAAUGUAUCGGAACAAAUUCUGCCGGAAGUAUACAAGCUGCAGCACGUCUAACAAUUAAUCAACCUAGAAAGGCAAAUUCCCAUAGGACAACUACUCCAAAGACAGCUCCCAAAAAAAAAUUACUGUUGCAUCGUCAAUUGUACAAUAAAACGUGGCAACAUCCGAGCACUCUUUUGGGCCACACGCUAUCUGCGUUCACACCCAAUCCACCGCUUUCCAUUAGUCCCUCCGACGAUCCCGCGGAUCUUCCUGGGUCUUCCUUUUACGACCCGAAAUCCCCUUUUGUAGGCGACACAUACAGCCUGGAGUCGAAAGAAGGAAGCGUCCCGUCAGCUCCAAGGAGUCUAAGCCUCGUCAUUGUCACCGCUAGAUUUGUAACUUUACGGUGGCAAGAACCAGAAAGCACAAACGGAGAUAUUCUAAAUUACUAUAUUUAUUACAAACAAGAAGGUGGUCAAAGAGAAAGAAUACAUUCGCAACUAAAAUUAGAAGCAAUGAUAUCGGGGUUACAACCCAGCACGACGUAUCAAUUUCGAGUGGUUGCUUUAAAUGCGAGAGGUCCUGGAAUGUCGAGCGAUGUAUUACAAGUCACUACACUUACAGAGGCCAAUGUUCCCGGACCUCCACUGAACUUGGAAGGCUAUGCGACAAGCAGCGUGAGCAUUGCUUUAUCUUGGGAGAAGCCACAAGUUGUUAAUGGCAGAAUUUCUAAAUUCAUAAUCACAUUUGUAGAGGGUGACAAUGAGGAAGUAACGCGUGAAACCAUUAGUACCAUGCACGAAUUGGUAGAUCUCGUGCCUUAUACAGAAUACAGUAUUAGAGUUCAAGCUGUAAACGAGAACGGCCCUGGCGCGUUUAGUAGAGAUAUUAUAGUGCGGACUUACAGUGCACAGCCUACUCAACCACCACACAAUGUUACAGUAGAACCAGCUAGUCCUACAAGUAUUAUAAUAAGGUGGGAACCACCACUCGAAGGUCAAAAUGGAAUUAUCACUGGUUAUAAAAUCCGUUAUCGUCGACAAGAUCGAAGUUCACAGCCGGUCACUAUAACGACUGAAGGAAAUCAACGAUCAAGAGUGCUAACAGGACUUGAGAGACAUGUUGGCUACCAAGUUCGUAUAUGUGCCUUAAAUGUGAACGGAACGGGACCUUGGACAGAAUGGAUACAGAUCGAGACGUAUGAAACUGAGUCGGAUGAAAAAAGAGUACCAAAUACACCCAGCAAUUUAAGAACAAAAGUGAUGUCAGAUUACAUACAAGUGUAUUGGAACCCACCAAAGGAUCAAAGUAUUAAAGUAAAAGGAUAUAAACUUGGUUGGGGAAAAGGUGUCCCUGAUGUUGAAAUACAACUUAUUGAUGGGAAAGAACGUUCUUUCACUAUAGAGCAAUUAGAACCAAUGACAGAGUACGUUAUAUCAUUAAGAGCAACGAAUGAUGCCGGUGACGGUCAACCUGCAUAUGCAAAUGUCAGAACAACCGAACGUUCUGUGUCUGAAUCUUCUGUGCCUUUGAUACCACCGGUUGGUCUUAAAGCUGCCGUUCUCUCGGAUACUACAGUAGUACUAUAUUGGACUGACACAACAUUAUCAAAAUCUCAAGUCGUAACGGAUGAUAGAUAUUACGUGGUGCGUUACACGCAUCAUCAUAGCAGCAGCCCACGCUAUAAAUAUCAUAAUGCCACUGAUCUUAAUUGCAUGAUACAUGAUUUGAAACCGAACACGCUGUAUGAAUUUGCAGUAAAACUUGUUAAGGGGAAGCGAGAAUCGCCAUGGAGUAUGGUUGUUUCGAAUCAGACUCAAGAAGCUGCACCGAGUUCUGCGCCAAGGGAUUUGAUAAUACAAAGUAUCGAAGACCGUCCAGUAUCCGUUUUACUACGAUGGCAACCCCCUAAACAACCUAAUGGACCAAUUACAGGAUAUAUUAUUUUUUAUUCUACCGAUAAUACAAAGUGGGAUCGCGACUGGUUAAUCGAAGCUGUUAUCGGCGAUAAAACUGAAUUCAUUGUGAAGAGCCUUAAACCGAGUACAACUUAUUACUUCAAGAUACAAGCACGCAAUUCGAAAGGAUAUGGCCCAUUUUCUACAACUGUGCCAUUCAAGACACCUCAAAGCAAUGGCAUGGAUGUCUAUGAUGAAUUACAUGAUCGAGAUGGACGAGGACUCUCGAAUAUACUAAUUUAUAUUAUUGUGGGCUGCUCUAUUGUUCUCAUUACUGGUGUAGCAGUUGUAGUGGUAGUGAUGUGCUGUAAGCGAAAUCCGGACACGCCUGAUCGAAAAAAGAGUUACAUGAAAGAUGUGAAUCAAAAGACAAACAUCAAGCCACCAGAUUUGUGGAUUCAUCAUGAUCAGAUGGAGCUUAAAGCUCUUGAGAAGUCUUCGAUAAACGGAGAGGCGUCUACUAGUGGCGUGGCUAGUAACACGCUUCCUAGACCAAGUAAUCAGGAUUAUAAUCAAGAGAAUGUCCACGGAAACUCUAGUUCAUUGGAUAAGCGUACUUACGUACCAAGUUAUAUGGGUAACACUGACGAGAAGUGCUCAACCCUGAGCAGGCAGCAUAGUCGAGGAAGCCACAAACCUAAACUCAUUACACUUCCUGUUGACAGUGCGUCUUUACAUCAACCAAUAGCAACGGCAACACCGAUCGUGAAUACAAGUAUGUCGCAGCCAACGAUACAUACUUCCUGCAGUGACACGCCAUCCGUGAGACAAAAUUAUCCACGAACAGUGGCACAGUAUAGCUUAAGUCGAGCUCACAUUACGUUGGAGCCAACACCCGAAUCAAGUCCAGAUUCUUGUAACAUCUCGAGUUCUUACGAGCCGUUGCAGAGCCAACAAUUAUCGUACGGCACCAGCGGCCAGCCGUAUACCGGGAGUACUCAAUACGCUCCGGGUCAUUAUGGUAACAGUAAUCAACCAGCGAGUGCUAGCGGAGGAACAGACGGUAGUGGCAGCAGUAAAAGGUUGCAGGGUCAUCCUUUGAAAAGUUUUAGCGUGCCAGCACCUCCACCUCAAUCUGCGCCUUCGACACCGGCUCAACAAAAACAUGGUGUUUCUCAAGUUACCGUAAGACCCACGAUGUCUGGCAGCCCGUAUAAGAAGCCACAAAGUUCUACGCAAUUAGCAAAGAAUCGAUUAGCUUCGGUUUCGAAUCCGGUACACACAUCGGAAGAAGUUGAACGGUUAAAGCCUUCUUACAGUACUGAAGAACUGAAUCAAGAGAUGGCUAAUUUAGAGGGUCUCAUGAAAGAUUUAAAUGCCAUAACAGCGUCUGAGUUUGAGUGUUAGAAGGGGUUCCUAAACCUUGUGCCAUCUCAAUUCGAUAGACUGCAAUGAUACAUUCUCAAUGUUAGUAUCUGAGAGACAGGUAUGACGAUGACAUUACACGAUGAAACUCUUCGCGAAGAUCAUGUUUAGGCGUACGGAAAUACAAUGCAAUUGGCAAUGGAUAUUCGAGGAGCCGAUGAACGGCGUUAAAAUCGAACAUCCUAAACAGUUUGCCUCAAAAUUAUCAUCCCAGUGUCAUUGGACUAGAUCGAGUGUUUCCUAGUCAAUUUGCUUUUUCCUCCGGUACUAACGUUGCCUUUUUUUUUACGACGAAACACAAAGUAUACUUGCCAAUGUAAUUUGAUACUGCCACAUUUUUAUAGUAACCUUGCAUUCUGCAAGUUCGUGGUGGUCAUACGUCUGGAAAGUGUUAAAAUACGCAUGAAUUGGACGUUCUAUUACGAGCGUUUGAUAGUGUAUUCUUAAGUGCGAUUGCACACAGCGUGUGCAAAGUCGAUCAAACCGAAAGGAUACCAAUAAGUUGGAAUCUUAUCUAGGAUCCAUUUUGGCAAAUUAGAAUAUGUUUUAAAUUAACGAUUUCAUGGAUUCGUAACGAAGAGAAACGGUUUUAACGUUUCUCAAGUCUUAAAAAUUAUUGGUAACCAUAAUGAUUGCCUUUUGUAUGCUUCGGUGAAAAUGAAGAUCUUGCCCAAACGAUUCGUACUAUAUCCAAAAACUCACGUGUUCUGCCAUGAUUAUAUAAUCUAUACUCGUAAGAGUACAUUUUCUAUAUCGAUACUAUCAACUGCCAUACUUACGCUAGGGAUGGCGAGAUUACGUGAGUCUCUUAAUCGAACAAUUUAUGGUUCAGUGUGUAACGUGGGAAGUAGAAAUAUUCUUUCUAUUUUUUUAUCUGUCAUAAUUUUUUUUUUUAUAACAAUUUUGAUAACAGGCUUUGUACAGUUCAGUACUUUCAAGCUAGUUAAUUAGUAUUAAUCAAUUUAAAAGGCAACAGAUCGUUAAGGAGUUUUAUCCACUACAACCGGACAUUUGUAAAUUGUACCGAACGAGUUGCCUGUGAUUCUAUGAAUUUUAUUUAUCAGGCUGAAAUUCGCCACGUUGUCAAGACCUUAAUAUUUUUUGAACGCUGUGUAACGGCCUUAAAAUGUAUGUAUUAAAUUGCCCUAUACUCAGUGGCUUCGGCAGCUUGCUAAGGAAUUCCGUUGAUUUACGGGAAAAUAUACGUCUAUACUCUUAAACCAACAAUGUAGUAUUACGAUCUCAUCAAGAAACAUUAUUUUAAAAUUGAACGUGAACAUCGAGUGUGGAUAUUACGAUAAGCUGUACAGCAUUACGAAAGAAACCGCGAUUCGAUCUUUGCAAAAAGGACGAUAGUAAUUUUCUCGUCGAGUAAUAAUAUGUAUUUACUGUUUCGAUAGUUAAUUUAUCUUAACAAUUACGUUUUAAACGCCCGGUUAAGCCUACGUACGUAGCGGUCUAAUUAUUAGAAUAAAUUCAAUUCAAGAGUCAUUUUUUAUACGAAAUAUUUUUUAACUGAUAUUUACAAAUUGUUACUUGUAAGGUAUAUACGUUGUUUCGUUUAAAGACACUCGCAAACGACUGGACGUAUUGUGCAAAGAGCAAUGGAUCGAAUUUUUCUAUCACUCGAUAUCAGAUUGAUACGCGUAUUUACAGUGAAAUUAAGUAACAAUUUUUUACCAUAUCCGUCGAGAUAUAAAUAUACAUCCUUCCACUGCUAGGAAUUUGCUACGUAUAAAUUUUGUAUACGUUUUACUGCGAUAACGGUCUCUUUAGUAUUAAUGAAAGGGAGACUCCGAAAUGCAGGAUAAUUAAACAAUUAAUGCGUAAUAUAACGAGAAACGCGAUCGAGAGCAACGGCGCUUGUAGUAUUCCGUACUAUACCACCUUUUUAAGCACUUUCGUAUUUUCCUAACGUUGAAUAUAUUGUACAAAAGUUCUAUUAAAGGACAACGAACCAACGACAGUUUCCGUUGUGGCAAAAAAUCUAACACGGAUACAGUACAAAGCAAUAUGUGAUACUCGUACAGGAAUUGUCCACUCAACGUCUAGAGUAUCGCAUAUUACUCGAAUAUUUUCUGCUACACGGGAAAUACCACCCAUUUGGAGCAACACGAAAGCGAACAAGUUCUUUUGUCGUCGGCUUAGCUCACUUAAGGUAACGCGAGUAGUAUUAAAUCAUUCGUACACGUAUAUUCAACUAUAACGAGAAUAACGUUCAUUCUUCGAUCACAUUUUGUUUAAAUACAUGGAUUUAUAAGCAAAGCGGCUAUAUGCUUAACGACGAUACGAAAAUAUUCUAAGUAGUUUCGAAUAUUUUUUACUUGCUUCAAAGUCUGAAGUAUUUUAUAAACUUUUAUGAUUGGCACUAACGAAAAUACGGGAGUAUGCGUGAGCUAUACCGAUAAAGGAAAGAACAGCUUGUACAUUAAGUAUAAAUAUACAUAUGUAAUAUAUCCAUCAGAUUUGUAACUAUCGUGCUGUUCAAAGGGUGAUUAGCUCUUUGUAAUUAAAAGAAACGGGCCUACGAGACGGUCUCGCGGAAAUAUUUUACCACAAAAGUAUAGUAGGAUAGUUAUAUAUAAAUAGUAUAUAUAGUAUAUAUUUAUGUAUAUCAUUAUUAUUUAUUGAUUUUUAUGUACGCACGGAAUAUUAAGGAUAAACGAAUGUUAACGAGAUGUA